Messenger RNA from Dovyalis caffra, 168 nucleotides. The record is from the annotation of a GenBank genome assembly. NCBI's taxonomy places the organism in Eukaryota, Viridiplantae, Streptophyta, Magnoliopsida, Malpighiales, Salicaceae.
AUGUGCGAAAUUCAAUUCGUAAAUGGUGGGCCGGUGGCAUCUCAAAAUAUGAAGAAGCAGUUCGAGAGUUUGAGAACUAAGGUGCAACGAUGUGAAGAGCUUCAAACGCAAAACCUAGAACUCCAAGAAUUUUCAAACACUACCCAAAAAAUGAAGAACGUUGAAUAA